AUGCAGCAGGAUGAAAGAGGCACUGGCAGCUCCCAAGGAGAGUUCAUCCUACUGGGCCUUUCUGACAACCAAUACCUGCAGAUACUGUUUUUUAUGGUCUUCCUAAUCUCCUAUGUCCUGACAUUGUUAUGGAGCCUGGCCGUCACUGUGGUCUCAGAGCUGGAUCCCAGUCUCCAAACACCCAUGUACUUCUUCCUCAUUAACCGCUCUUUCCUGGAUCUCUGCUCCACCACCGCCACAGUGCCUCAAAUGCUGGUGAAUUUACAAAGAUCCCAGAAGACCAUCUCGUGGACUGGCUGCAUGGCUCAGCUCUUCAUCUCCCUUGGCCUGGGUUCCACUGAGUGUGUCCUGCUGGCAGCCAUGGCCUAUGACUGCUAUGCUGCCGUCUGCCACCCCUUGCGCUACACGGCCAUCAUGAGCCGCAGCCUCUGCUGGCUGAUGGCAACUGCAUCCUGGUUUAGCGGAAUGACUGCCUCCUUUGUGCAAACGUGCUUGACCCUGCGACUACCCUUGUGUGGGCACAAUCGUAUCAAUGACUUCUCCUGUGAAGUGCCAGCCCUGCUCAGCCUGGCCUGUGCCGAUACCUCCAUUAAUGAGGCUGGGCUCCUUGUUGGCUCUGCGGUCAUCUUGCCAGUACCUCUGGGCCUCAACCUGGUCUCCUACGGCUACAUUGGUGCUGCAGUACUGAGGAUCCGCUCAGCUGAGGGCAGGCACAAGGCCUUCAACACCUGCACCUCCCACUUGGCUGUGGUGUCAAUCUUCUUUGGCACAGCCAUCUACACUUACCUACAGCCCCCCUCUCAGCAUCCCCAGGACCAGGGCAAGAUAGUUUCCCUCUUCUACGCCUUCAUCACUCCAAUGGUGAACCCUCUGAUCUACACACUGAGAAACAAGGAUGUGCACAGGGCCCCCAGGAGAGCCCUGGGAAAGCAGUGCUGGAUGCAACAGUCAUAAGUCUGAAAUAUGACAUGGAACUGGCAGACUUGGAGUAUGUGCAAGUGGGAUAGAGAUCCCUGCCCUUUAGUCGGGCUGGGGUCUAAGCUGGCGAAAGGUGGAAGAGACGUGAUAGGGCUACACAGAGGAGGUAUAUUCUCAUUCCCCUUUCAGACCACACUGUGGGAGCAGCAUCCAGGGACUUUAAGUUUUUGAAUCAGGUAAACAUCCUCCUGUUCCUUCCCCUUCAUGCACAGAGGUACUUCCCUGUCAUCCUCUCCCCUCCCCUCCCUUCCCUUCUCCACCCACCGCUGCCACUGUUGCCUCUACCUCUGGCUGUCCUGCAGUUGGGCUGAACUCCAGAACUGUUCCUGCUCUGCUCCACGUAGGCUAUGGAGGGACCUGAGUUCAGCCCUAAGCAGCAGCAGGUGGUUUCCCCCUCCCUGCCCGCUCCUCUCAAGUGUUCCCCAUCAUCCCAGGAGACGCUUUACAGAAAGGGAACCCCCCCUCACCUCCACUGCACCCACCACAAGUGCCGUUACAGUCCCCAGCUAAGCCCAACUCCCCAUGCUAUCCACCCUCUCCCCAAAACUGGCAGAAGGUGAAGCAUGGCAGCCAUCUUGCAGAAGUGACUUAAUGCUCGUCUUCUUCCAUGUUUCUGUUUAAGUGAAGGCUGAUUUGGGGUAAAAGGUACAUGUGCUAUGCCAGUAAAUUUGGUGACACCUUUGUUGAUCCCUCUGUCUUCUGAGAUAGAGUUAAGGGUCUUGAGCUUUUGCGUUUUCUAGGACUGUUUAAAGUAACAUUUAUUCUACUGAGAUUGUUUUAACGUAAACACAAAUGGUAAGAGAGCCUGUUUCUGCACUACCUACCUUAUUACUAUGCUACCUAGUUACUAUUUCCAUGCUCAGAUGUGUCACUGAAAACCUACUAUGUGACAUACA
This is a messenger RNA of Alligator mississippiensis (American alligator), 1874 nucleotides long. Its product is annotated as olfactory receptor 2G3. Bases 1 to 954 code for a protein of 317 amino acids. Lineage: Eukaryota; Metazoa; Chordata; Crocodylia; Alligatoridae. Gene Ontology annotation, cellular component: membrane. Gene Ontology annotation, molecular function: G protein-coupled receptor activity; olfactory receptor activity. The transcript has 2 exons. The record is from RefSeq and is a predicted model, not a curated record. Gene Ontology annotation, biological process: G protein-coupled receptor signaling pathway.